AUGGGUAAGAAGAUAAAGAAGGAAGUAGAGCCUCCCCCUAAGGAUGUGUUUGAUCCAAUAACAAUUGAAAUUAAAAAAGCUGCAACUGUGGUGUUAAUGCUUAAUUCUCCAGAAGAGGAAAUUUUGGCUAAAGCAUGUGAAGCCAUUUAUAAAUUUGCUUUAAAAGGUGAGGAAAAUAAAGCAACCCUCCUUGAACUUGGAGCUGUGGAACCCUUAAGUAAACUGCUUACCCAUGAAGACAAAAUUGUCCGAAGAAAUACUACCAUGAUAUUUGGAAUUAUGGCUUCUAAUAAUGAUGUUAAAAAAUUGCUAAGGGAAUUGGACAUCAUGAACUCUAUCAUUGCUCAGCUAGCUCCAGAUGAAGAAAUUGUUAUCCAUGAGUUCGCUAGUCUUUGCCUAGCAAACAUGUCUGUCGAGUUUACGGGUAAAGUGCAAAUAUUUGAAUGUGGUGGAUUAGAGCCACUUAUUCGACUCCUGAACAGCCCGGACCCGGACGUGAAGAAAAAUUCCAUUGAGUGCAUUUACAACCUGGUCCAGGAUUUUCAGUGUCGAACUGCACUUCAAGAACUAAAUGCAAUUCCUCCUAUAUUAGAGCUCUUGAAGUCAGAAUAUCCAGUUAUUCAAUUGUUGGCUCUCAAAACCUUAAGUCUUAUUUCACAUGAUAAAGAGAUACGAACAAUGCUAAGAGAUAAUCAAGGAGUAGACCAGCUUAAUAAGAUCCUAGAAACAAAGGAAUGGAAUGAUCUUCACAUAGAGGCACUUGCAGUGGUGGCCAAUUGCCUCGAAGACACAGAAACUAUGGCAUUGAUCCAUCAGUCAGGUGGUCUGAAGAAGCUACUAACAUUUGCAGAAAACUCUACAAUUCCUGAAAUUCAGAAGAACGCAGCAAAAGCAAUCACUAAAGCCGCUAAUGAUGCUGAAAACAGAAAAUUUUUCCAUGAGCAAGAGGUUGAAAAAUGCCUCGUAUCCCUGUUGGGUUCUGAAAAUGAUGGAACCAAAAUUGCUGCCUCCCAAGCUAUUUCAGUGAUGUGUGAGAAUACAAGCAGCAAAGACUCUUUCAAUACUCAGGGGAUUCCCCAGUUAAUUCAGUUGCUAAAAAGUGACAAUGAAGAAGUAAAGGAAGCAGCUGCACUGGCCCUCGCUAACCUGACUACUAACAACCCAGCUAAUGCCAAUGCUGCCGCGGAAGCCGAUGGCAUCGAUCCCCUGAUAAACACCCUGUGGAGUAAACGAGACGGGGCCAUCGCCAACGCCGCCACGGUCCUCACGAACAUGGCCAUGCAGGAGCCGCUCCGCGCCAGCAUCCAGAGCUGCGGCAUCAUGCUGGCCCUGCUGCAGCCGCUGCGCUCGGCCAACACCGUGGUGCAGAGCAAGGCGGCGCUCACCGUGGCCGCCACGGCCUGCGAGCACGACGCCCGCACGGAGCUGAAAAACUCCGGGGGGCUGGAGCCCCUCGUGGAGCUCCUGCACUCCAAGAAUGAUGAGGUCCGGAGGAACGCCAGCUGGGCCAUCAUGGUCUGCGCCUCCGACGAGUCAAUGAGCACGGAAUUGUACAGAUUAGGGGCUUUGGAGAUACUUGAAGAAAUCAAUCAAUCAGUAAGGCGGAAAAAUAAAUUCAGUGAGCUAGCUUAUAACAAAUUACUCAACUACAACCUAUCUCUGAAAUAUAGCCUGCUCUGCUAUUUGUCAUCAAGUAACAUAAUUACUGAUGGAUUCUAUGACUAUGGUCGGAUAAAUCCUGGCACCAAGCUUCCACCGUUGAAAGAACUCUGGUUACAAGAGCUAAAUGAUCACCGUCCUGUACUCUUAAUUAACAGUAAAUGUUCUGAUGUAGUUUCACCUCAAUCGACAGAAGAUAAACCACUGGAUACUGCUUAUGGACGAAGUGUUUCUACUUCAUAUUCAUUAAGAAAAGGAAGUAAAGAAAAGAUCACUAUUGGGUUUGCCUCUCCCACAGAAGAGAAGUCAGAAUCGACAUCUGGGAGAAAUACUGCUGUUAGCAAAAGUGCCUCUAAAGAUAAAGGACCAAGGAAGGGCAGGGGGAAAAAAGAAGAGGAAAAAGUGAAGGAGGAGGAAGAGGUUCCGGCAACACCAAAGUCAAAUGAAGGAACAUCAGAGAGAGAAUGGCAUUUGCCCCCUGACCCUGACUUCUGCAUUUACGUGUAUGAAGUCACAAAAUCCAUACUCCCCAUCAUCAAUAUUAAGGACCAGAUUGUGACUCUUGCAAAGUAUGUGGCAGAAAAAAUGGGUGGUAAAAUUCCAAAAGAGAAACUACAAGAUUUCAGCUGGGAACUGCAUAUAAGUGAAUUAAAAUAUCAACUUAAAUCCAAUGUAGUACCAAUUGGACUGGUCAAGAAAGGAUUCUUUUACCACCGAGCUUUGCUUUUUAAGGCUCUGGCAGAUAAAAUUGCUGUCGGCUGCUCUCUGGUUCGAGGGGAGUAUGGCAGAGCUUGGAAUGAAGUUAAAUUGAUGAAUGAAUCGAGUAAGGGGAAGAUCGGGGGUUUCCUGCCCCCUCAAGAAUACAUAGUUGACCUAAUGUUCUCUCCAGGAACACUGUUGAAGCUAAGAAGCAAAGAGGCAGAUCUGUACAGGUAUCUCUAA
Messenger RNA from Sorex fumeus (smoky shrew), 2601 nucleotides. RefSeq names its product armadillo repeat containing 3 (gene ARMC3). The coding region runs from base 1 to 2601 and encodes 866 amino acids. The transcript is spliced from 18 exons. Lineage: Eukaryota; Metazoa; Chordata; Mammalia; Eulipotyphla; Soricidae. Gene Ontology annotation, molecular function: protein binding. The record is from RefSeq and is a predicted model, not a curated record.